AUGUCCUCAGAUCAGGAUCCUCCUACCCCACCUCGUCUCUCCAAGCAGGACAAGGGUAAAGGUAAAGACAAAGCCGACCCUAAACCCAAACUCCCAAGAUCUUUCAGAAUCGCUAAACCUGGUGAUUCCGACUUCUCUAUCGUUGCUCGAGAAAUGCACAAACACCUUGAUCCGGACUUACUUGGGACAGAAACGAUGUUAGCAGAAGAGUUGGAACGAAUUGAUCUCUUGGAGGGUGAAGAAUUACCUAUACCUCCCGGUGCAGAAGGCGGAUCUGAUCUUCGGGGAAGACGUAUACCUCUCUCCCCUGAUCCCCAAAUCCCUCCACCAUCUCAGCCAAUCCUAAAGAUAAUAGAGGAGGGAACGUCUGGGACUUCCGAGCAAUCACCUACCAAGAAAGCCAUUUUGGGUAGGCUCAAACAAUCUCCGGGAAAGAUUACUAGUUUCAUGUCCACCACCUUUCGCAACUUCUCUUCAUCGCCUAGUAGCAAGCUUCGAAGACCACACAGUCAACAACCUCUCACUAGUGGAUCACCCAGCUCUCACACUCUCACUGCCACUGUCGAAGAGUCGCCCUCCUCACCAUCGACAGGUCAGUUCGUCCGUCGAGGUAGUGUAAGCGAUCCCGAAGCUUCCGAAUACCUUUACCAAAGUCGUCAAGUGGCCUUUCGUUCUGGUAUUCUGAGACCUUCGAUCCCGGUCAACAUUCCACUCUCGCCUCUUGAGAGAAUCGAGGUCGACAAGGAGCAUCGUAGGGUAGAGCUUGCUCAUAAAGCUCUCGAAACUGGAUGCAUCGAUGGUUCAUCGCCUUCGAUCGAAGAUCUUAGGCGGAUGCCUCCUUGGUCAUCCAGCACUUUGGUGGAUCCGUCAAGGGAGAUCCAACCAUCGUUCCUAGAACAAAUCAUGUCUCCUCAGGAUCCAGAUUAUCCAACUUCUCCACCGCCACCGACACAGGCAGCGAUGAAGCGUCGAUCCAAGCAUUUCGAAAGUGCUCCGGUGGUACAUCGAUGGGAGGUGAUUGAACCUUCCCCAGGUGAACCGAUUCUCAAAAGAGUCAGGAACCCUCCUCCCCCUUCGACAUUUCCUGCACGAAGAUCAUCUUUCACUUUCGAUGGUGGUUCGCCCGUCUCAAACCUUCCUCCUGGUGCCGCACCAGCUAUCGAUAUCACUCAAGUAAUCACGCAGAGUGGAAUUGAUCACACAGAUGAUUCUGAUGAAUUCAGAAGAAACCUGUCUCGAUACACUGGCAGAUUAUGGGAAGAAGUGUCUUUGCUCAGUCGUCCAACAGCUCAAGAAGCCCUGGAAAGCGUACAAGAAUGGGCGAAUCAUCCAGAGAUGUCCGAUGCCCAUCACUUUGACAGUCACUCACUACAAGAACAUGUUCACCUUAACGAGAAUUCGCUCCCGAGGUAUAGAGCUCGAUCGCUUAGCGAUCCUCCUUCCAGAAGGGCUGAUUCGACGAAUACUGCUCCUCCUGCUGGAGUUUCACCUUCCCGUAUCACCGCCACCAGCCACGCUGAAUACACUCCCCCUUUGGGACAGGAUACCGGCUCAAGCCAUUCUGAAGAUCAAGAUCAUCAUUAUCCCGAGUACGACGAUUCUGAACAGGUCCAGAAUCCGUCUACAAUCGGUCAAGCUGAUGAAGUGGACGAUACGAGUGGAACAAGACCCACAAUAGGCCAAUCGGACGCAAUGAGGCUAAGAGGUGGCUCACAUCAUUCAAUCGAGAGAGAGGACGACUCAAGGAAUGAUAUACAAGAAGGCUUUUCAUCUGCGCAAGAUAUCGCUCCUCCAAUAUUCAAGAAUUAUUGGCCAAGAUGGGCUUUCUCCUAUGACAGACCAACAGAGAACUGCUAUGAUACUUCGGGAGCUCUCUCAACCCUGGAUGAAACCGUGUUCAACAGCAUGACGGAGGAAGAUAACCAGGAUUGGUACUAUAAAAAUGCAAGACAGGACUGUCAGUCUUCAGUUUCUAGCAUCAUCCUCAACAAUUCCAACCAGUCUAGAGGACAUGGUGAGGCUCGGAACGAAUCGUCUUGUCCACCUAUCCAUUCCAAUAUGUUGAGUGUGACCUCAGCUUCCACCUUCCCAAACUUUGCAGGAACACUCAUAGGGCCAGCUCCAGCCCAGACAAUGCUGCAACCUACCCACUCUUAUCCGAAUGACUGGUCGAUAUCAAACCAAUCGUCUUCGCUGGUCCCAGGGAAGCAAAUAUCAUAUCACGUACCUCUCGGAAUAGAGAUUGAAGGUCAUAGACCGCAAACUCAUCCUAUCGGCAGUCCCAGCUCCGCCCCUUAUAUACAGCUGCAAAGGAUUGACCCCUUAGAGAUGGCCGUCAUGCAGAAACUGGCUUUGGCUGAUGGACCGACCAAUUUCAUGGGUGUAUCCGAGGUGGAUCACGAUAAAUAUGUGCAAACAGCUUCAAAGUCAAUGAAAGUCCUUCAAUGGAGGAGGUGCGUGGCAGACGCACUCGAAGUCACUGAAGAGGACGUGAAAUCGACAUCUCAACAACCCUUCGGACUAACAAUGCCUGUUCGGAAAUGCUAUCCUGUUCCAAAGCAUCCCGCCAGCUCCAAAUAUAGAGACCGCAUCCCAGAAGAAGCAGAGGAAUACCCGCUGAGGCUGAGAGGUGGGAAACCCAAAGCUAGAUCAACCGAUACAAGAAGCCGAGUUUCAGAAGAGGAGGAGCAAAUCCCUGAACUCUCUACCUCGCCCGCUCUACCACACCGAUCUUCCGAAGAUAUGCUCACCACUUCACCGGUUGCACCUUACACAGGUACCUUCGCCCCUCAGCCACCACAUUUCUCAGCCUUUUCCUGCUAA
Molecule: messenger RNA, 2823 nt
Organism: Kwoniella mangroviensis CBS 8507
Lineage: Eukaryota; Fungi; Basidiomycota; Tremellomycetes; Tremellales; Cryptococcaceae
Exons: 3
Coding region: 1-2823 (940 amino acids)
Source: RefSeq, a predicted model, not a curated record